CUCAAAAUUUCCAAGAUCCCGUCUAAGACAUUUGCUGCACGCCUCACCACCACGCGGGCGCCUGCAACACUCCCCUCGUGAGCCGCAUAUUGCUCACACACAACCGCGCCUGACUUCCACACCGCCCGUUCGGCCUCUUUCAUCGCAAAUAUUCCUUCCUUCCUUCCUUCGUAUAAAACUCAAAAGAGUACCGACUAGCUUCCUAGAGAGGGAGCCCGCCUUUUUUGCCCACCAUGUCAAAAACUACGUUAGCAGUUAUCGCAGCGGCAAGCGCAGGAGCCGGCGCCGCCAUUACAGCUACUAUGUACGCGUUACGAUCAGACCGUAAUCUCGAAAGCAAGACUAUAUCCGUAACGACGACUACCUCCUCGGCCUCACCUACGGCAGGAGGCUCCGCACCGAUCCCCAUCCCAGCUAAGCAAAUAUUUACUCCCCCGAACCAACAAACCGCGCAGACGGGCCUGUCGACCUCGGCCCCCGCCGCCGCGAACCUUGGACCCGUCGACCCGGCCGGCCUCUUCGAAUAUGGCUUCCCGGGCCCGGUAGCCGACAUCGCGACGCGGCAAGCGCUAAUCUCUUCGUUCGACCGCCGACUGCGUAACCCGCACUGGGUAGCAGAGCACAUCACGCCAGCGUCGCUAGCAAUCCGAGACGGCGACCGCAAGCACAGCACAUUCCUAGAAGACGAGGCCGUGCCCGAAAAGUUCCGCGCGCGGCUAAAGGACUACUUCCGCUCGGGCUACGACCGGGGCCACCAGGUCCCCGCGGCCGACGCGCGCUGGGGCCAAGCCGCCAUGGACGAGACCUUCUUCCUGACCAACAUGUGCCCGCAGGUCGGCGAGGGCUUCAACCGGGACUACUGGGCGCACUUCGAGGACUUCUGCCGGGGCCUGACGUCGCGGUAUCCCAGCGUGCGCGUCGUCACGGGCCCGCUAUACCUGCCCAAGCGCGACCCGACAGACAACAAGUGGUACGUGCGGUACGAAGUCAUCGGCAACCCGCCCAACGUCGCCGUCCCGACGCACUUCUACAAGGUCAUAUUCGCCGAGGACGGAGCCGUCGGCGGCAACGUAGCCCUCGGCGCCUUCGUGCUGCCCAACGCCCCCAUCCCCAACGACAAACCCCUAACAGACUUCGAGGUCCCCGUCGAGGCCGUCGAGCGCGCCAGCGGCCUCGAAUUCGCCACCAAGCUCCCCGCCCAGCGCCGCAGGCGCCUCUGCACCGAAGCCCCCUGCGCCCUCGUCAUCAAAGACUACGCCAACCGGCAAAAGGCGUUUGCGAAGUCCCAGCAGGGCGCUUCUUCUUCCGCCGUCGCGAAGCGCUAGGACGGACAGACAGAUGUUUAUUUAUUUCGGUAACUAUCGCCAUAACUAUUCGACUCGCGAUAUCCUUGGUUACUAGUAAUGUCUUUCCGUUCCGCGGAACUACUCUACUUUUAACUUUUUUUUUUUUCAAAGAAUUAAACGGGGCUUAUGAUGAUAAUUCGCGGUUAGAAAUUAGAGCGAGCUAGAUAAAGAUCAAUAUGCACAUACAUGUAACUUUAUUGGGACGCACGGUUCUACCUUGAUCAUUGCAUUUGCAUUUGCAUUUGUCUCCCCUUCUUUUUGGGACGGGGCGAGUCGUGGCGUUUGGGGGUUGAUUCGUUCCAAUAGCUUUACUGCUUUCUGCUUUCUACACACAAACUUUCAACGAGGAAAUCGAAUACGCCUCCUCCUCUUGGCAAGUGGCGGGUAGUAGAUUAGCUUAUUGGAAAGUUUUGAAACGAGGAAUAUAUAGCAUAGCAUAGCAUAACUUGAAAUAGCAUAUCAUUAUCUUUA
Molecule: messenger RNA, 1817 nt
Organism: Daldinia vernicosa
Lineage: Eukaryota; Fungi; Ascomycota; Sordariomycetes; Xylariales; Hypoxylaceae
Exons: 2
Coding region: 234-1325 (363 amino acids)
Biological process (GO): apoptotic DNA fragmentation
Cellular component (GO): mitochondrial inner membrane; nucleus
Molecular function (GO): metal ion binding; RNA endonuclease activity; nucleic acid binding
Source: RefSeq, a predicted model, not a curated record